Medioppia subpectinata is the source of this 1021-nucleotide messenger RNA. NCBI's taxonomy places the organism in Eukaryota, Metazoa, Arthropoda, Arachnida, Sarcoptiformes, Oppiidae. The record is from the annotation of a GenBank genome assembly.
CUACAGAUCGCUGUCCACACGGAUCUGGGCGUCACUGUUGUUCCAGUCGGUGAUCUUUGGCCUAAUACUAACCCUAUCAGCGAUGGACACUAGCCGUUGGCCUGAAGUAUACUUCUGGCUGAUAAUGGGCGGCGCGUUUGUGGCCAACAUUGCGAACGGCAUAUUUCAAAGCUGUGUUUACGGAAUUGCGGCCAAACUGCCCGUGCGAUACACCAACGGCGUGACCAUUGGCUUCAAUCUGAGCGGUGUUAUCGCCGCCGUGUUUAUGAUAGUGUCCAUAUCGGUGUCCCAGAAUGACCGCGUUGUGGCCAUCUAUCUGUUUUCAUUCGCCAUCGCGUAUCAGAUGUUGUGUUUUUUGGUUGAAAUGCUUGUCCGACGAAAUAAAUUUUACCAAUAUUAUAUGAUUAAUUACGGCGAUGGUCAGCUGACAAACAACGAUGUUGAAAUAAUAAAGGGCUGUAAUGACAUCGAUAAAACAUCUAAAACAGGAGUAGACAUGUAUUUAUACGUUUUCUGUAAAAUCUGGCUAUUAUUGGUCAAUAUAAUCGUCACGUAUUUCAUCACGUAUUCACUAUUCCCGUCACUUCAGGCAAACAUCAAACCCGUCGGCCGUAUAAUCGCCGACAAGUACUUUAGUCCCAUAUUUUGUUUCCUAUUAUUUCCCGUUUUCAACACCAUUGGCAACUAUUUGGCCGAAGUGUCGGCCAAACCAUCGGAAACACUAUUAACCGUAUUGUCUCUCUUAAGGCUAUCAUUCAUACCGUUUUUUCUGCUCUGCAAUUACUAUCCGUACGAUCGACACAUGUCUGUACUCGUGGCCAACGACUGGGUUUACAUCGCGGGUGCGAUAUCUAUGGCAGUCACCUCCGGAUACCUGUCUAGCAUUUGUAUAAUGUACUGUCCGGUAGGGGUUGAGCCCCGGUAUGCGAGUUUGGCCGGAAUGAUGGCCUCGUUUUCAAUACUCUUUGGCAUAUUAUUAGGCUUUACUUUUUCAUUAUGCUAUCCGUUGAUACUUAGGAUU